Messenger RNA from Patella vulgata (common limpet), 2538 nucleotides. Its product is annotated as buccalin. The transcript is spliced from 3 exons. Lineage: Eukaryota; Metazoa; Mollusca; Gastropoda; Patellidae. The coding region runs from base 169 to 1029 and encodes 286 amino acids. The record is from RefSeq and is a predicted model, not a curated record.
AACUCUCAACUAUAUAAGAUUUAGAUUACCGCCGUUAGAGGUUUAUGGUGAGCUACCGCGUCCAGGCAAAGGUUUUGUAAAAAGGUGUAACUAGAAAGAACAUAGGAUACCAAGUAAAAUCUUCAUACUACCAAACUAACAACCACCUUUUAAAAAACCCAGCACACAAUGGCACAGAAAACUCGUGGCUUAUUUCUGUGGAUGACAUCUACCCUAUGUUUUAUUAGUGCCACCUUAGCCGAAAGUAGUUCUUCGGGUGAGGUUUCCGAAGAACAUGCUUCUUCUUUAGACAAUUCGCACAUGGACAAACGUAGCAUGGACAAAUUUGGUUUCACUGGACAAUUAGGAAAGCGUGGUUUAGAUAGAUUUGGAUUUACAGGACAGCUGGGUAAACGUGCAAUGGAUGCGCUUAGCUUCGCUGGACAACUUGGUAAAAGAGAUAUGGACACCUUCGGAUUUACAGGACAACUAGGAAAACGUGGGCUUGACCAUUAUGGCUUCACGGGACAACUCGGAAAACGUGGACUUGACCAUUAUGGCUUCACAGGACAACUUGGGAAACGCGACAUGGAUCACUAUGGUUUCACAGGACAACUAGGAAAGCGGGGUAUGGAUCAUUACGGUUUCAUAGGCCAGCUUGGAAAACGCGGGUUAGACCAAUAUGGUUUUACAGGACAACUUGGAAAACGCGGACUGGAUCAUUAUGGCUUCACAGGACAGCUUGGCAAACGCAGUAUGGACCAGCUUGGUUUUACAGGUCAACUUGGGAAACGUGGAAUCGACCAAUAUGGUUUCACAGGACAACUUGGAAAACGGCGCAUGGAUCAAUAUGGCUUUACAGGACAACUUGGAAAACGUGCAAUGGAUAGAUUUGGUUUUACAGGACAAUUAGGUAAAAGACAGGUUGACAGGUUGGGAUUUAUCGGCCAAUUAGGAAAGAGACAAAGUAUAGACAAAUAUUCAUUCCUUGGUGCGGGAAUAGGAAAACGUUCCGUUGAAUCCACAGCUGAAGAGACGGAAAAAGCCUAAGGGCAGCUAUCUACGUCUGCAUAAUACGCUCAGAAGACGCCGAAAAAGUCAACUCUCUCGGUCUGUAAACAACCCUUGUUCUCUAAAUUCUUAAGGCUACUGUGCUGGUAAUGGUUCCAUGAAGUCAACCAUGAUUAUCAAGUAUUCUAAUGGUGCUUCGUCUCUUGAAUCAGCAUAAUACUGAAGACGGUGUUAUUGUUUAAACUAAGAAAGAAAUUCUGCCAGAGGCGUCUUUGCUCUUCAGUAAAUCCUGACUUGGGUCAAAAAUUUCACCCAUGACAUACACAUGUAUUAUAAGGCUAACUAUUAGAUUUUGACUUUUAGAAUAAUGACAAUAGACCAACACAAGUGUCUCUGAAUAUAUACAGCGACAAUGAAAAAGAACUGUGAGAAUAAGGCAAUAAUGUUAUUGUGUUUCAGUAUAUCUACCUACCAUUAUUAACUCGUAUCUGAAUGACUCGAGUGUCUUGAAAACAUUGAACAUUUUCAUUCAUCGUACAAUAAUUUCUAGAACUGUUUUGAUUAAUUUUAUUUUAUUACUAAUGUUAUAAUUAUGAUUUAAGUUUCGUGGCUUUUAUGUCCAAUUUAGAAACCUCGGUGCUCGAACAUUCCGUUACGUUUUUUUCUGGUGUAUCUGUGCAUAAUUAAAUCUGUUUUAGCUGUUGUUUAUUAAAAUACCACCGAAGAUCGCUACAAUUGUUUUCCUACCAACUCUUUUACAUGAAAAUGUUAAAUAAUCUCUUUUUUUUCUUUUGUCAAGGACAUUCUUUCUGUUUGCUUAAAUAUUUAUCACGAAUGUAAUUUACUGGAUCAAAUACAAGGGUGUUAUUAAAUAUGUUAUUAGUAUAUAAAAGGUUAUAUUUUUGAUGUUGUUUCCCACAUGGAUGCUGAUGUUUAAUAUGGGAAAGGGUUGUAGUGUAAGCGACGGGUGUCGUGCGAAACGUAGAGUUUGCUUACUCGUUUCGGAACACCUUAUACGACAUUGUCUUUGAUACUUCUGUUAUUUUAGUACGUUACCAUGGCACUGUCAACUUCUUUCUUUGUAGUUACGAUCUUUGAAUCUGAAUAACCUUCAGCAUCGAUGAUGGGCUACUGUAUUUUAUUUAUUGAGUUUCAGAUAUAUGGUAAUAUUUCAAAGAAUGUCUUGAUUUUUGUUCAUGUGUUAUUUCUCAACAUUAAAAUAUAUCGUGAUUAGCAUAUUUACUCAAAAUAUAGUAUCAUUAAAGUUCUAUAUAAACAACGAAAUAUACAUCCCUUAGUUGAAAAUUAUAUACGUUGAACUUGUAAGGUUUUAAAGGACGUUGGAUUAUACCCUUUUUUUUAAAAGACAAAUCAAAUGUACCAUCUAAUAGACGAUUUUAAUUAUACAUGCUCAAUCGACCAGCACACAAUUACCGUUAAUGUCGGGGCAUAAAACAGUGCAAAAUUUAAAUAAACAUUGGUCACCAUCACUCCCAACACAACAAAUUACAUGUAAAUUGAGGAAUAAACGCUGGGCAGACAGCUUAA